AUGAAUACAUUCAUAUGCACAGGAGCGACUACAUUAACAGGAACAGGAACAAUGCUUUUAGGAUAUAUGGAACACGGAUGUGGAAUGUUUAAAAUUGCCAGUUACCGUAUGGAGCAAGCAAUGACGAUCAAAGUGUUUAAAAAAAUUAGCACAAAAGACGAAAUUAUGAUUCAUAAAGAAAUAAUUUAUGCCAUCGACAUUCAUCGCAAAGCUAUAAAGUAUGUCGAACUUUUGUUAUCCAAUUUUGAAGGAUCAUUCAUUUUAUUAAUACUGGUCGGUGUGAUAUCUUUAAGUCUUAAUCUUUUCGCAGUAAGUUGUGUUUUACAUUUUUAAAUAUGUACUAAAAAAUUAUGACAAUAAUUAAAACAAAAAAUAAUUAACCUUUAAUGACUCAGAAACUUUCAGAAAAA
Messenger RNA from Pogonomyrmex barbatus (red harvester ant), 410 nucleotides. RefSeq names its product putative odorant receptor 85d. The record is from RefSeq and is a predicted model, not a curated record. NCBI's taxonomy places the organism in Eukaryota, Metazoa, Arthropoda, Insecta, Hymenoptera, Formicidae. Gene Ontology annotation, cellular component: plasma membrane. Gene Ontology annotation, biological process: detection of chemical stimulus involved in sensory perception of smell; sensory perception of smell. Gene Ontology annotation, molecular function: olfactory receptor activity; odorant binding.